Lineus longissimus is the source of this 4819-nucleotide messenger RNA. RefSeq names its product codanin-1-like. Gene Ontology annotation, cellular component: nucleus. The record is from RefSeq and is a predicted model, not a curated record. The transcript is spliced from 25 exons. Lineage: Eukaryota; Metazoa; Nemertea; Pilidiophora; Heteronemertea; Lineidae. The coding region runs from base 1 to 4128 and encodes 1375 amino acids. Gene Ontology annotation, biological process: chromatin organization.
AUGGCCGCCAUUCUUGAAAUGUUGCUGAAAGAGCAGACUCCACCAAGUUUGUUGAUCCCCUGGCUGUGUAAAAACACAAAAGACAAUGAAACUCCUCAUGACUUUGUCCAGUAUGCCAAAUUGAGGACUGAAUUUGUUCCUUUCUUCCUGAACUAUCUGCGUGAUCAGAGUCUUCCAUUACUUCAAAGCAGCAGAUCAUUAAAUCCAUCCCCUGCAAAGACACCUACAAAUUUAAAAUUAAAAAAGAAAUGUGAUAUUUUGAAGCAUGGAACAAGUGGAUCUAAGAAGGCUGGAGGAAACCGAGUUCAGCUCUUCUCUGCAAGUCCGCUGGAGAAUAAACCUGGUCGCCCUGAUGUGUUCAGUUUGGCAUCACCCAAUUCUUCUCUUGAUUCGCCAAGUCUUUUAGAAUGGUCCAACAAAAAGGGGACAGCUGGUCCCCGGAAAGGUGCUUUUAACCGAACAAGUCCCCAACAUGAUUGGGCACAAAAAGGACAGCAGAAACAAUCACCCAAUUACGUGACUCCUGAUCACCAGCGCUUUAAAUAUAGGCAGACUCUGGGCGACUUUCUCGCCACUCCAGAUGGCAGCGAUUAUAAGAAAAAGAAAAGUCCUCAUUGGAAUAAGACAGAGACGAAUGAUGGGUCACCUAAUCCAUCUCCAAGGAUGCAGAGAAGAUCAGGUAGUAAAGGCAAGAAAAAUGGUGCGGGUAGCAGUGAAAGUGCCACAAGAGUUAUGAAAGUAACCCCUGUCGCAAGUCCACCCAUCUUCAGUCUCAAUAACUUAGACGAUUUUCCUCCAGUGAGCUUGGGGCCUGUGACAGACACUCAAAAAUCUACAGACACAAGUUCAAAUCCUAUCAUAACCCCAUCCAGACGGAUCACACCAACUCCUAUAAAACAAAACCCAACACCAAAUACAAAUACUGGAGGAAGGAGGAUCUCACUCACCACAAUAGAAACCAGGCCUGUUGAGAAGACAUCUGAUAUUAACCCUGCAUUUAGAAACCCGCAGGUUAAGACGGUCAACUUUGAUGAGGAGAGAGAAAUAAUAAGAAAAGAAAUCAUAGCUAAGCGAAAUGAGGCGGUAUCAGAUGGCGGAGACUCAUCUCAAUCCUCAGGGAGAAACAGUCCAAAUCUUUCAACGAUCACACCAACGAAGGCCAGACUCCAACGACUUUGUAGUUUCACUGAUACUGUGAUUGCAGAUCGGAGUGCGGUGACUUAUGAAGAUAAACUGGAUGUCCUGAUCCGAAUUUAUUCCGGGAUUUUAAAUGAGCCACUGGUGUCCAACAUCACUGUUGAGUUAUACUUCCUAGUACAGUUGCUGACAGUGCGUGGAUGCCCAGAAGAGGAACAGGCCACCACACAGGAUGCUUGUGCAGAUGAAGAUGAGCUUGUUUACUUCAACACCGUCCAUAACACUGUUUUCUUUGCUACAAGCGUCCUGGAGAGACAGAAGCAGUUCCUAUCCUUACUGGACCGUUCAACGUUACGGUUGCUAGUGGACAAUCCUAGAAUCAGCCAGUUUACUCCUUCUCUCAGAGAUGUCCUUGCGGUGGCCUAUGAAAGUAUGUCCGUAAAGGCGUUUCCAUCUCAACCAACAGCCAUAUGCAAUCGGAUCUCCUUCCAAGCUGACACAGACAACAAGGGAAACUUCCCCACUGAUAAAUCAUUUUAUCUCUUCAAGAAGCAGAGGGACAUGUUCUAUGAAUUACUGCGUGAAUGGGAAGACAAUCAUCUCAACCCUGAUUGGUCGAUGCAGGAACAAAUGACGGGGAGAAUACAAGCACUGGUCAACUGCGGCUCGGAACUUACAAAUCACAUCCAUUUUGCUCGGCUUUUUCAGUCCCAACUUAUUGAGAUGUGCAAGGGUGAUGGUAGUCUGCGAUUGGAAGGUGGUGAAGACAGCGUUGCUCUCCUGGCAAAACUGAAACAGUCAAAUCCAGAAAAAUUUAAGAGGUUGCAGGAGCGCUUCAUCACCCCAAACAGCAUGAAUGGACCAUCUCCUCCACCCUCAUUUCAAGGCUGUCAGAAGUUCUUCCGCACGUUCAUCAUGGCCUCCUGUAACUUCACCUUCAACAAACAUCUCAGUGAGAGUAUCUAUUGCAAAAUCUGUGAGUUGAACAAUGUCCAGCUGCCUCUUCCUGAGGCUGAUGCUCAAGAUGGUAUCGUGGAUCAGGAGAGCAAGGAUGUGUUUGUGACAACUGUCCUCACUUUGCGUCUGCUGGGCAAGUUCCUUGGCUUCAUCAUAUUCCUCCCGUACCAAACCCCAGAGAAGCUUCCAGAGGCCAUUGUUUCAUCUGUGAUAGAAACCAGAAAUCUUACGCAGAGCUUUCAGGUUGACCUGCUGUCAUUUCUGCGAUGCUGCGUCCGGGAUGGACGUAUCUCGUUCACUCUCCCAUGGGUUGUGGAAUACCUCAGCAUGUCAGAUCCUAUAGCCAUAUCUCUUGACUCCAUCAAGGCAGUCAUGGUGCUGCUUAUUCAGAUAUACAAGACGUGCAAGAGAGAGUUCCAUCGGAAGAGUGGUAAUAUAGCGAUGUUGCUGGUCAUAGUCUUACUUGGAUGGCUGUUCGAAAUCCCUGCUUUCCCUGAUGGUCUCUUCUUCACCUAUGAUGAACUAGAUGAUUUGGAGAUGGCAACUGGUGAUUCAAGCUUAGCACUUGAUAAUCUAGACUUUGUGGAUCAUCAACUUCUCUACACAUGCUGCCCAUACUUAGGAGAAGUUCGUUCAUUGCUAGUGGAGUUUGCUGUCGGCCUGAGCAGUCGCACCAAUCAGAUCAGGAAGAUCACUCCAGUGUCGGCAGAUUCAGAAGUUCAAACAUCUGUGUCCGAGAAGCAAAUGCAGGAUCAACUUGAGGAGAAUUUCUUCCACAAUCACCCGGCUUCCAUGAAGAAAUGUGUCGAGUUCGUGGCAGAUCGCGUCGCCAGUAACUACAUCAAGAGAUUCCGAGCGAAGGUUCUUCCAGAGUACCUGGGAACGGGGACUGAAAAUAUCUCGUUGCUCGUUGGAGAUCUGGUGUUGGGAAAGUAUGACCAGAAGACAAAGGAACGACUCGGUGUAAAGCUGCUUGACCUCUGUGAAACUUUGGCUGACAAGGCAAGAGUGAAUGGCAUCAACAGUGCACCAGAAUAUUGUGAAGAGCAUGUUGCUACCAUCCUCCCCCAGAUGCUGCCAGAGGAUAUCUCGGAGGGUGUCCUGAAGAUGGCUGCUCAGAUCUCGCAGCGUUUGGCUAUCGAGAGAGUACAACAAUGGAUGAAUACUCUUAUUACCACCAACAUGGUCAACAAGGAGUUAUCACCAGAACUCGACAAGCAGAUCAAAAAUAGAACUUUUGUGAAGGUGUUCCAGGAGGCCAAGCUUGGAGUCAGGGAUGCGGAGAAAGACCACGCGACUACAGACAUCCUGGUCCACAAUCCAGAUCAGAUACCGCCCUCAGAUGCACUGACACAUUUGAAGGACCUAACCCUGGAUAUCUUGUUGUUCAAGCAUGAACCAACCAAGGAGGACUGUGUCAAGGUGCUGGACGACAUCUAUGCUUCCCUCACAACAAGACAGGAUGUCAUCUUAGCAAUGCAGCGUUCAUUUGGGCUCCUGACCAAGGACCUCGCUUGUAAUAUGGCUUCAUCAUGCCCUCAUAACCUGACUGCUGACGUGAUCGAGAGGCUGGUGAAGAUCUGGAGAGGACCAUUAUAUGACUACAUCCAGCCUCACGCAUUCCUGUGUUACAAACAUGUUUAUGCUCUUGAUGGUGCUAGUAAUUACAUGGAGUGCUGGGAUGCCUAUGGCAGACUGAUCAAAGCUGUCGUGGAAGCACAAUUAGUCAGUCCCCAAUGUCUUGGCAAGUGUGUCUUGACCAUCAUACAAGAACCAUUGGAACUUGAUACUCUGGAGCGUCUUUCUGAGCUAGUUUGUGAUGUCGUCCAAACCCUGGGCAAAGCCGUCAUGCCAGAGGAGCUCAUCCAGGGGGUGGAAUGGUUGUUACAGCUGUGUGGUGAGGCAUCCACCAUCACCAGCCCGUUGUCUGAGAUGAUGGAAAAAAUGAAAUUAGCGAGGAACGAAAACUGUCAUGAGAACAAGAAGGAAGAACAUUCAAUCACUGAAAUUGUGGGAAGUGUGAGAGUGACUUGAGUAGGCCAUAUCAAUCUUAUAAAAUGAUCUAGAUGUAUCUAGAUGUAUUACUUUAAAAGUGGUUUUGAGCCUUGGGUGACAUAAGACUGGCAAAUGUUUUCAUAUUACCAAAAAUACAAGGCUCUAUGCUUUUUUGAUAUCAUCCAAUGAUGUGUUCACACAUUUAUAAGAUCUGUGAAAAGACUGAUCGGUUGUGAGAAUAUUUUUGUGUAUUUAUUGAAUACGCCACUGAGUAUUGAUAAUGUGAGUACAUGUGUACCUUUUCCUUUGUGUCGCGUGCACAAGUUGUUAUUUUGUAUACUGGUAUCCUUGUUUCUCUUGAGUGAUUAUACAUGUAAUUGAUAACAUGCGUAACAUGCUGCCAUUUCCUCUUCACUGCCAAGAAACUCCAUGAAUAGUGUAAUCAGAGUUCUUAGAAAAGCAAUACAUCUUGAUCUGUCAGAGGGGUUCUCUUAUGUAGACCAGUAGUCUUUGACCAAGACAGUUAUCUCCUUUUUUCUGAUUCAUAUUACCUAAUAGUAGAUGAAUGCUCCUAUCCAGCCAUGGCUGAUAAAUUGAGACAUGGGGCCCUCUCAAGAUUGUCAGUUGGUGGGUUGGUCUCAUGCGCUCAUUCACUCUUUACUGAUUUCAUCAUGUACAACAUUAAACUAUAUUGUUAUUGUGCAUCAAUAUUAUAAUCUUUUUGCUAAUA